CUACAAUAGUUAGCUGCUUUAAAAGGACCCAAACGACGGAAGCACGCAAAGACGGACGGGUGUAUGCUGGAUUGCUGCAACUGAGCUUGGCGCAAUUCACGACGAUGGCUGGCUGGUUUCAAGGCGUAAAGAAAUUCUUUGGCUGGGUUGACGGCGAUGGUUCGGAGGGGGCUGAGGGCGACGAGCAGAACCAGCCCAGCAGCAGCUCUGGGCCCUCACCUCGUGGGCAUAGAGGUCGGGCGGCCGCUGGAGCUCGCGAGCGGCGGCACGAGCCAGUGUUGAGAGAGAUGGAGGACGACCAGCACGGUGGCGUCCAGGGUCUCCGCUGGUAUGCGGCCAGGCAAGUGCCGGACCGGCACGGUGAUUACGCCAAUGAGUUCCUGGAUGAGGACCGGGCACCAGCAGCGGGACCUGCAGCCGCAGCAGGCGCGGGGCCAGCUUCAGCAGCAGCGGUGGCGGCGGCUGUAGAAAGAGUGUUGCAUGGGGGUGGCAAGGAGCGCGAAGCAGGGGGCGGAGCGCGGUCAGAGGCGGCAUCACGGGCGGCAGCGGCAGCGAUGGCGCGUGCUGCAGGGAAAGGCGGCGCGUCAUCACAAGGCGGGCACCACCGGACGGGGCAGGCCGGCAAGCAAUUGCAGGUGACGGCUGUGGAGCGCGGCAAUGUGGUGCUGGGGCACUAGCUGGGUGGCGGCUGGGGGCCGGCGUUGGCGCGACUGCCUCUCUGGUGCGUUUGCGACAGUGCUAACUGAGCGUGCAAACACGCUCUGGUGUGGUAUCGGUAGGACCGGCCAAUGAACGGUAUACGGGCGCGGCGGCAGCAUGGCAGGUGCUGGGCUCAAUGAAGAAGUACGUCAGGAGAGUGUUGGGUUGCCGAGUGACAGUAGUGCGAGUGUAGUGCGCACGGGGUGACCUAUCAAGAAAGUAUGGGUUAGCAUUGCGCCGUCACAGGUGUGGCCUGAUGGGCGUGUGGGACAGAGGGUGGCGCACAUUGGUAGGGUGUUAGCAGCUGAGAGCCAGGCCUCGCGUCGGAGUUGCAGGGCGUGUGGUUCGCGCUGUGUGUAUCUGGCGGGAUUCCCCGAUUGCGGUGGGCUGUCUAGCCGCCAGUGCCGCCCAUUAGCGGCACUGUCUGCUGUUACUCCCUGCUUAUAGAGUCCACUGUUGGGGGCAUCGUCUAAUGCCUGUAACCCAAUGCGAGUGGACCGCGCACAUACAAGGGCCAUUGAGGGAGUUGGGCGUGUUUAGCCGCAGUCAAGGCUAGCAUUGGCCAGCUAGCACUCAGGGCGCCAUUAUUGCGGGAAUGAUCUCUGUCGGCAGUCAGUGUCCCCCUGAGGCCGAGGCGACGAGCUAUAGCUGCUUUACUGCCGUAGCGGGCGUACUGCUGAUGACCUGUGCCAGCCGGCUAAAGUGGAAAACGAACGCGCACCGCAAGCCAGUCAGACUGGUGUGGCUGGUGACCAGGCAGGCACAAGCCGGCACAUGUGCGUGAUAGACCGUCAGACCGCAUAGCGGUGCUGAGCAUUGGACUUGCCGUCGUAGCUGACUUCUGGGGUCGUCUCCAGACGUUUGUGACUUUGGGUAUCAGGCCAAAGGGUUGGGACGCUGUGCCGUUUGCGCAUCCCUUCAUGUCUCGGGCUGUUGGUGACGGCAUGGUUUUGCGCUUGCCGUAUGACGCUGAUUCCCCGCCCCCCUCGCCGUGAGAGGUUGUGCGUGGUUGGUGGCUCUGUGUGUGGGCAGGAUGCACGUGUGGGCGACCGUUCUAGUACCUGGACGCUUGCGCCCUGGUUAGUGCGUGCGCUGUGCGUGUGUCCUGCGGCCUAGACGUUUCCCGGCACUCCUGUGCCUAGGCUUGUGGCGUUGAGGCACAGCGGUGGGGCUCUGGCGGGUUGAGGCUUGGCUAGGACUCACUGUGCGCGGAGUCACACGGACUUUGCCCGCGGGAGGGUUUGCAGCAAAGUCGGGGUUGGGGCCUGAUAGCAUGUGAUGGCUCGGCGUCUUCGGGAGCUGGGACUGUCCCCUCUGUAACAUCCGCAUCCA
Chlamydomonas reinhardtii is the source of this 2031-nucleotide messenger RNA. RefSeq lists its product as uncharacterized. The transcript has 4 exons. NCBI's taxonomy places the organism in Eukaryota, Viridiplantae, Chlorophyta, Chlorophyceae, Chlamydomonadales, Chlamydomonadaceae. The record is from RefSeq and is a predicted model, not a curated record. Bases 105 to 677 code for a protein of 190 amino acids.